Molecule: messenger RNA, 3382 nt
Organism: Erythranthe guttata (spotted monkey flower)
Lineage: Eukaryota; Viridiplantae; Streptophyta; Magnoliopsida; Lamiales; Phrymaceae
Source: RefSeq, a predicted model, not a curated record
GAUCCAAUGUGGAAUCAAUGCAAACUUGAGGGACUAAAACUGUAUUUUUUCCAAUAAUAAAAAUUAAAUAUUCCCUCAGAAUCUAUAACAUCCAUAAACGUACAAGAUCUUUUGCCUUUGGAGAUCUGUCAAAAUUUCGAAAUAAACACUGCUUUCCCGCUCAGACAACGGUACAUCUCUCUCUCUCUCUCUCUCUCUCUCUCUCUCUCUCUCUCUCUCUCUCUCUCUCUCUCUCUCUCUCUCUCUCUCUCUCCUCCGCUCCUCCGCCUUUCAAUCAAUCGCCGGAACUUCACUCUACAACGUCGGCAAGCUAUACAGAAACUUCGAGAUUGCUCCAAUUUUCGUGGAGAGAGAUUAACAUGCCUUGUCUUCCCCUGUUCAUCAUUUUUAUUAUGCUGCUGGAUGAAUAACAGUAAUCAAUAUUGAUCAAGCUUGUGAAAUUCGUGAGGCUAGUAAAGGAAAUGGACAAAAUUUACGAAGAGCUGGAGGAAGUUAAAAUUGAGGCCGAAAAGCUCAGAGAAGAAUGCCGUGCCAAAACAGAGCUUUCCAAUAGUUUGAGGAAAGCCCACAUUGAGCAACUAGCCAAAAUCCAACAAGAAAAAUCGGAGAUCGAUAAACUGGCCCAAGAGUUGAAUGCCAAGUCUGUGGAGAUAUGUGAGAUUAGGCAAAUGUAUGAGGAACUCCAAUCCAGUUUGCACAGAAAAGACUUGUUUCUCCAGCAAAUUAGCUCUAAUACCGAGAAGCUUCGUGCAGAGUAUUCCGAGAAAAUUUUAGUAUUGGAAAGUGAAAAUAAGGAUUUGGUCUUGGCUUUAGACGAAGCAUCAAAGAGGAUCCAGGAUCUUGAGAAGAGGACUUGUGCAAGUUCGGAGGAAAUUGCUGGUCUUAAGAGGCACUUAUCGAUUAAACCAGAGAAGACACUUGAAGCGGAGAAGAAUGUAUUGAAAGAUCUGAAAGAGAGAGAUGAAUACAUACUGAAACUGGAGGAGGAAAAUAGGACAAACAAAGAUCAGUUGAAAUGGAAAAACGAGCAGUUUUCCCACCUCGAAGAAGCACAUAUGAAGAUCCAGACUCAGUUUGAGGCGAGUAAGAUCGAGUGGCAGAAAGAGAAAUCUUCAUUUAUUGGUGAAAUCACUUCACUUCAAUCUGCUUUGGAUGCUCAAAUUCGAGUUUCGGAAGGUUUGGAGACUCAGAUGAGGAUGAGUAAUCAAGCUUUGGCUCGCGAAGAAAGUCGAAGGAAAGUUCUGGAAAUUGAGGUGUCUGAAACUAGAUCAAGAUUCGAGGAUGUCUCGAGAGAUUGCCAGGUGGCAAAAUCGGAGUUUGAGGAGUUGGCGGUGAAGAGGGAUGAAGAGAUUGCGGAUCUACGGAUGCUAGUGAGGAAGAAAGAGAUGCUUGCCAAUGAAAUGAACUACAAAACUGCACAACUUGAGCAAGAGAAUGGUGAUUUGCUAAUGUCUUUGAAAGAUAUUCAAGAGGCUCAGAUUAGUAACAAUGCCGCAUCUUCGUUGAAAAAGUUGCGGAAUAAAUUUCGAGGUUUGGAACAGUUGCAUGAUAAAUGUGCUGUAAUACUUAAAGAGAAGGAUGCUGAAUGGAAUUCUUGGACAGAAAAAUUGAAUGCGGAUAUGAACUGUUGCUUGUCUGAGUUGGAUGGCAAAAAUAAAAGCAUAGGAGAACUCCACAAGAAAUUGGAAGAUUGCGAGUCCCUAUUGGAGGUAAAGAAUGAAGAAAUUUUUGCUUUAAUGAUGGUGUUGAAAUCUCAAUUUUAUGGUGCUUAUUCAAAGUUGUACGAUGCGAAAGAGGAAUUGGAGAUGGGGAUUAUGCAAACUGAAGAUAAAAAUUCGGUUCUAAAUCAGCAGUUGCAAUUGAAGGACACUGAGCUACAUAAAAUACGAGGUGAUUUGAAGCAGAGAUGCGAUGAGAUGGCAGAAUUAAUGGAGCGGAUUGAGUCUUUAGAUUCCUUAAAGCAUAAAGAUUACCGCGUGGAGGAAGAAUUUACAAGGUAUAAAGCGAUGCUUGAUGAAUCAAAUGAAUGUCAAUGCCGAUUGAAACAGCAACUUCUUGAAUUGGAAAAUAGCCAGAGAAAGAACAUACAAAGUGCUUUGGAGACGGUAAAUUUUGAGCUUGCGAAUAGAGUAACUGAAGUCGAGCAAUACAAGCUUGAAUUGCAAAAGUCAAAGUCGGAGAUGGAAGUCCUGAAAUUAAAGUUGGAUGAAAAUCAGCAAGCACAUAUUCAAGAAAGAGCCAGCCUUGCUGUGACUUCGCAAGAGAAAGAUGCCGAAAUUAGCAAAUUACAGGAUCGGAUUUGUGUGCUGGAAUCGGAGAUUUUGAUAAAAGCCGAGGCUGCAGAAAUGCUCGACCGAGAGAAGAAUAAUCACAUCCGAUUUGCUGAAGAUAUGAACUGCAGCAUUACAAGGCUUCAGAACGAGAUUGCUCGAAUAAAGAACGAGUUGGUUGAAAAAGAAGCUGAAAAUACAACUCUUGAGAAAGAACACGAAAGGUUUUCAUCUGAUAUUAAAGAGAAAGACUGGAAAAUACAAGAACUUAAGAAGGAGUUUGAAUCAUUGGAUCAGGAUUUCAAAAGGGCUAUGAUCUCUUUUACGGAGAUGGAAGCUGUUUUCGAUGAAGCCUUAAAGACAGGCCAUGCUCACAAAAUGUUGGAGAUUGAAGAGAAAAAUCAGAUAAUCGACAAUUUGGAGAAAGAAUUGAACAAGCUGAAUAGUGAAUUUGGAAAGGAGAAGAGGUGUAAUGAGGAGCUCGAGUCUCGUAAACAAGCUUUGCUUGAAGAUCUUGUGAAAUCAUCGAUUGAAAGGGAGAGUUUACUUGCACAAUACGAAGGUAUCUACGGGCAAAUUGGAGUUUUCUGCAAUGAAGAUGCUGAGUUGGCAGUUAUGUUGGGGAAGAUAUUACACAAUUCCGAGGAAGAAAGUGAACCCGCAAGAAAUAUAUUGUUGGAUGAUGGGUUUUACGACGCUCUCAUUUCACCGUCAAGGAAAUCAAUCCAUGUGAGUUUGGAGGAAAGAGCUCCAUUGACAGAGCUGAACUUUUAGGUUCUGUCCCUUUUGAGGUAAACAUCAUUUUAUAUUGCAUGUAACUCUUCUGUUAUAAAUGCAAACUGUAAACCGAAACUGUUUCCACCGAUUUACGAUGAACUGGACAUGUCUGAAUGAGAAAAAAAAUGCAUUGUGAUUCUUUUGUAGCUUUAAGGUUGUUGGUGAUUUUUUUAAGGUUGCAUUUGGACGGAAGAAUUUAGCAGUUUUAACGAAAUUUCGAUAUUCAUAAUAACAUAUCCUUUGCAUAAGUCAUAAAUCAAACAUUUCUGAAAAUUCAGCAUGUAUUUGAAUAAACAUAUACAAUACAGUACAACCAAUUCAAAAAUCGUAAAAAA